Molecule: messenger RNA, 1284 nt
Organism: Sclerotinia borealis F-4128
Lineage: Eukaryota; Fungi; Ascomycota; Leotiomycetes; Helotiales; Sclerotiniaceae
Source: the annotation of a GenBank genome assembly
AUGCGUUCAUUCGAGAUCAGAUCCCUCGCCAUCUUGGCCUCCUCUUUGCUGGUCAAAGAAGCAUUCGCUGCCCCCAUCUACGAAACCGAAAUUCAAAUCGUCACGGAAGAAAUCACCGUCACCAGGGAACUCGACGGUACAUACGAGACUGGUCUUCCUCAUGCUGUGGGAACUUACACUCAACAUGUAUCCGAGGUUUCCUCUUCUUCCUCGGCUGUCUCUAUCUCGGUCCCAUCUACUUCGACAACAGCAGCAGUAACAAGUAUCGUGGUUGUUCCUACCACUUCUUCCACUAGUCAUGUGGCUCCAACUACUUCCGCGGUGGUGGUUUCGAGCUCUGCUGUUGUAGUUUCUAGCUCUACAAAAACUUCUUCCCCUUCUUCGGUUGUGGUCGUCUCUAGCUCUGCUAAGGCCUCUUCCACUUCUUCGGCUUCAGUCGUCAAGAUCUCAACCGAAGCAGCAGCAGCAGUUUUCGUUCAAACCAAAGCAGCCACUACAACUGCCAAACCCACCACCCUCGCUACCUCCACUGCAGUCAAAGCCUCUCCCGUUGUCGCAGUCUCAUCAAGCUCCUCCUCCUCUGGCAAACGUGGCGUCGCCUACAACACCGCCAACUACGUGGGCCAAUUCACCGGCUCCUCUAAAGUCUCCUGGGCCUACAACUGGGGCAGUGCAUCCGACGGUCUCUCUGCCUCCGGCAUCGAAUUUGUUCCUCUCCUCUGGGGCAUGAAGAGUAGCUUUACCGGUGCCUGGUCCGCCGCCGCCAGCAGCGCCAUCGCCUCUGGCUCUCAACAUCUCAUGUCCUUCAACGAACCCGAUCUAAGUACGCAAGCCAAUCUCGGCUAUGCGGACGCAGCUGCCGGAUACAAGACAUACAUGCAACCCUUUGCCGGCAAAGCCAAGCUCGGCGCUCCAGCCGUCACCAACGGUGCGUCCCCCAUGGGACUCACAUGGUUGAAAUCCUUCAUGUCUGCAUGCACCGACUGCACCAUCGAUUUCGUCUGUAUCCACUGGUAUGAUUCCGCGUCCAACGUCGCUUAUUUCAAGAGUUACGUGCAGGAUGCGUAUACGGCUGGAGGCAACAAACCGCUCUGGAUCACGGAGUUUCAGGCAAGUGGCACUACAGACGAACAGAAUGCGUUUUUGAAGGAGGUGCUUCCUUGGUUGGAUGCCUCGACUAUGGUGGAUAGAUAUGCGUGGUUUAUGGCGAGUACGGAUGCCGGUGGAUUGAUGAGUUCGUCGUCGGCGUUGAGUACGCUGGGGAAUACCUUUAAGACUACUUAG